Messenger RNA from Gastrolobium bilobum, 4010 nucleotides. Its product is annotated as RNA-dependent RNA polymerase 6. Gene Ontology annotation, biological process: siRNA processing. The record is from RefSeq and is a predicted model, not a curated record. The transcript has 3 exons. The coding region runs from base 145 to 3750 and encodes 1201 amino acids. Gene Ontology annotation, cellular component: nuclear RNA-directed RNA polymerase complex. Lineage: Eukaryota; Viridiplantae; Streptophyta; Magnoliopsida; Fabales; Fabaceae. Gene Ontology annotation, molecular function: RNA-directed RNA polymerase activity.
AGUCGAGAAGGCAACAGAAACUGAAUCAGACUAGACUUUGAGUCUUGACCCGUCAACCCCCCAAAAAUCUUUAUCUUGCACACUAUCACAAUUCCUUCCCACCUUCCAAUUUUCACAUAUACAACCAGUUAGACUUUUGAGAACAUGGACUUGGAAAGAAGUGAAAAGGAUACUGUGGUUACUCAAGUUAGCAUUGGUGGAUUUGACAGUGAGGUCAAAGCAAGUGAUCUCGUGAAAUACUUGGAAGAUAAAAUUGGACUUGUAGACAGGUGUCGGUUGAAAACUUCUUGGACCCCUCCAGAGUCUUAUCCAGAAUUUGAUAUCAUUGAUACUACGCAGAUUAUGAGAACAGAUGACUAUAAGAAGGUGGAGCCCCAUGCCUUUGUGCAUUUUGCAAUGCCGGAAUAUGUAACUGAGGCCCUCAAUGCUUCGGGUUCUUGUAAUCUAUUUUGGAAGAAUCAAACAUUAAAGGUCAGCCGUGGGCCUCAGAAUCCAUACUUCCUGAACCAAAGGAGGAGAACUACAACUCCUUUUAAGCUGUCCGAUGUAAUUGUUGAAAUUGGGACUUUGGUUAACCCAGAGGAUUUUUUUGUUGCUUGGAGAGGACCUGAUAAAGGGGUAAACUUUCUAGUUGAUCCUUUUGAUGGCAUCUGCAGGCUUUGUUUCAGUAGAGAUACUGCAUUCUCAUUCAAAGGAGAAAAAAAAAAAGCAGUGAUAAAGUGUGAUAUUCAGGUUGGGUUCUUGGUUAGAGACAUAAAUGAGAUCAAGAGAUAUGAUGAUACAUCUUAUCAUGUUGUUUUAUUACAACUAGCUUCAUCACCUUGGGUUUGGUACAGAACUGCAGAUGAUGACAUUGAAGAAUUAGUUCCAUUUGAUUUGCUGGAUGAUGAUGAUCCUUGGAUUAGGACCACUGAUUUUACACCUAGUGGAGCCGUUGGUCGAUGCAAUUUUUAUAGAAUUUCAAUCCCACCUCGCUAUGGUGCAAAAUUGAAGAGGGCUAUGCUUUAUCUGCAUGGUCAAAGAGUGCAGGUGGUUCCACUUAAACGGCUGCUUAGGAUACUGGAUGAACCUGAUUUUGGGGUGCCAAAGUCAGAUCCUUUCUUCUUUAUUCAUUUUCAUAAGGGCAUUACUUUUGACAUAAUGUUCUUGGUUAAUGCAAUCAUACACAAAGGUAUAUUCAAUCAGCACAGAUUGUCGGAUAGGUUUUAUGAAUUGCUGAAAAAUCAACCUAACGUGGUCAAUGUGGCCGCCCUGAGGCACAUAUGUUCUUACAAGCGCCCAGUGUUUGAUGCAGUUAAGAGGCUAAAAAUGGUCCAAGAUUGGUUGCUCAGAAACCCAAAACUUUAUCAGAGCUCUAAACAGCUAGAUGAUAUUGUUGAGGUUAGAAGACUGGUUAUCACUCCAACAAAAGCCUAUUGUAUACCACCAGAAGUUGAAUUGUCCAACAGGGUUCUCAGGAGAUUCAGAGAAGUUUCAGAUCGUUUCUUGAGAGUUACCUUUAUGGAUGAAGGCAUGCAAACAAUUAAUGUGAAUGCUCUUAACUAUUAUGUUGCUCCAAUAGUGAAGGAAAUCACAUCGAACUCCUUUCCACAGAAGACAAAAAUAUAUCAAAGGGUGAAGACUAUCCUGGAAAAGGGAUUUAACUUUUGUGACCGAAAAUAUUCAUUUUUAGCCUUUUCAUCCAAUCAACUUAGAGAUCGUUCUGCUUGGUUUUUUGCUGAAGGCAACGACAUAAGAUGUGAUAAUAUAAGAAAUUGGAUGGGUAAGUUUAGUCAGAAGAAUGUUGCGAAAUGUGCUGCUAGGAUGGGACUAUGCUUCUCGUCUACUUAUGCAACAGUGGAAGUUGCUGCAAAUGAAGUUAACUCCAUGCUACCUGAUGUUAAGAGGAGUAAGUAUGUUUUCUCUGAUGGUAUUGGUAUUAUCACUCCUGAUCUUGCAGGUGAAGUUGCAGAAAAGUUGAAAUUGGAUAAUGUACCCUCUGCUUACCAGAUAAGAUAUGCUGGUUUUAAAGGGGUCGUAGCCUCUUGGCCCGAUAAAGGGGAUGGGUUUAGACUUUCUUUGAGGCCUAGUAUGGAUAAGUUUCAAUCUGCUAGUACUACCUUGGAGAUUUGUGCUUGGACAAGGUUUCAGCCCGGUUUUCUUAACAGGCAGAUUAUAACAUUGCUUUCAGCACUGGAUGUAGCUGAUGAAAUAUUUUGGAAAAUGCAGGAGGCAAUGAUUUCAAGGUUAAAUCAAAUGCUUGUGGAUGCAGAUGUGGCUUUUGAUGUUCUCACUAAAUCUUGUGCUGAGCAUGGAAAUGCUGCAGCAAUAAUGUUAAGUUGUGGCUUCAGUCCCCAAAAAGAACCUCAUCUUAGAGGAAUGUUAACUUCUAUACGUGCUGCGCAGCUUUGGGGCCUUAGAGAAAAGUCUAGGAUUUUUGUAUCAUCUGGGCGAUGGUUGAUGGGUGUGUUUGAUGAAUUGGGUGUGCUUGAACAAGGGCAGUGCUUCGUUCAAGUUUCUUCUCCUUCUCUUGAAAAUUGUUUCUCAAAGCAUGGCUCAAGAUUUUCGGGGACAAAGAAUCUGCAUGUAGUUAAAGGUUUUGUGGUUAUUGCCAAAAAUCCUUGUCUUCACCCAGGAGAUGUAAGAGUUUUGGAGGCAGUUGAUGCCCCUGAUUUACAUCAUUUAUAUGAUUGUCUUGUUUUCCCUCAAAAGGGUGACAGACCACAUACAAAUGAAGCUUCUGGAAGUGACCUUGAUGGGGAUCUAUAUUUUGUCACGUGGGAUGAAAAUCUUAUUCCUCCUAGUAAGAGGAGCUGGAUACCUAUGGAGUACGAUCCUCAAGAAAGCAAACUUCAGACACGUCAAGUCACUAUCAAGGACAUCAUAGAAUUUUUUGUCAAAAACAUGGUAAAUGAGCAUUUGGGUGCAAUCUGCAAUGCACAUGUGGUACAUGCUGAUUGUAGUGACUACGGUGCCUUGGAUGAGAAAUGCAUAAAGCUGGCUGAGUUAGCAGCCCUUGCUGUUGAUUUUCCAAAGACCGGGAAGCUGGUCGCUAUGCCUCCUCAUCUGAAACCAAAACUGUACCCUGACUUUUUAGGGAAAGAGCCGCACCUGUCUUACAAGUCCAAGAAAAUCCUGGGUAGACUUUACCGGCGUAUCAAAGAUGCUUAUGAUGAAGAUAUUGAUGCAGCUGAUUUGAAAUACGGGACAGGUGAUAUACCUUAUGAUAUGGAUCUCGAGGUUUCGGGAUCUGCUGAUUUUAUUGCUGAUGCAUGGGAACAAAAGUGCUCCUAUGAUGGCCAGUUGAGUGCAUUACUAGGCCAAUACAAAGUGAAAAGAGAAGAAGAAGUUGUCACUGGACAGAUCUGGUCCAUGCCAAAAUACAACAGUAGGAAGCAAGGGGAGCUUAAGGAAAGGCUCAAGCACUCAUAUAGUGCCCUGAAAAAAGAAUUUAGGCAAACUUUUGAGAAAUUGAAUUCAGAUGUAGGAGAAUUAACCGAUGAAGAAAAAAAUUUGUUGUAUGAACAGAAAGCUUCAGCCUGGUAUCAGGUGACAUAUCAUCCUAAAUGGGUGAAAAAAUCCCUUGAUCUGCAAAUUAAAUCCCCAGAGAGCCAAGAGCCAGAUAGUUUGGGGAGCAUGGUGAUGCUGAGUUUUCCUUGGAUUGCAGUUGAUUACCUAGCCUGCACAAAGGUAAGGCAUCGGCUAUCUGGAAAAUUUGAUUCAACUAAGCCAGUUGAUUCUCUGGCAAGGUAUCUGUCUGAAAGGUUAUGAAUCUAUUGUGCUUAGUGUCGGCUACAAGGCCACUCUGCCAUUCUCAGAUAUGACAAUGAACUUGUGUUUAAUAUCCUUGAUAAAUUGGUUUUCUUUUGGUGUUCGGUUAAACUGCUUUGCUUGUGACUAGGUUUUUCUCCAAUUACUGUUCCCAAGCCAGGAGUUGCCUUUGCUGUUGAAACUUCUUCAUAUUGUAAUCAGUUACAUUUUGUAUUGGCCACUAUUUUCUACUUUUCUUUGUUGUGCAUGUGGUUAUUUUG